CAAGACCUAGCCCAUAAGUACAUUGUUGACUGUUUAACACAAGAGCCCGUGCUAGCAAUAUUUGACCCAAAAUUGCCCACCGAACUGCACACAGACGCCAGCGCGAUUGGUUUUGGCGGUAUUCUUUUUCAAGAACAUGAUGGUAAGCGUAAAAGGGUAGUUGGGUAUUUCAGUAAAGCGACAAAUGGCGCAGAGUCUCGCUAUCACAGCUAUGAACUUGAAACGCUGGCGAUAGUGAAGGCUCUGCAGCAUUUUCGUCAUUAUUUAAUUGGAAUAGACUUCAAGAUUAUUACUGAUUGCAAUUCAAUUAAAAUGACUGAGCGAAAAAUAGAUCUUGUACCUCGUGUAGCUAGGUGGUGGGUCUAUUUUCAGGAUUUUCGUUAUACUUUAGAGUACAGAAAGGGAGCGUUAAUGCAACAUGCUGAUUUUCUAAGCCGAAAUCCGGCACAAGUCUCACACAUUCGUAAGCCUAAAAAUUGGGCUCAGAUCGCACAAACAGCAGAUUCUGAAACCCAGGACUUAAUAGAUAAGUUGCGAGACGGCCAGCUAGAUUCAUCCCGUUACUUAGUCAAAAAUAACAUUCUGUACUAUAAGUAUAGCUCAUCUGGCGAAGACUCUCGCCACCUUUGUUUCAUUCCCAAGGGCCAUAGAUUAAGCCUGUUACGGGUAUUCCAUGAUGACCAUGACCAUGUAGGGAUUGAUAAGACCACUGAUCUAAUUCUUCGUCAUUUCUGGUUCCCAGGAUUAAGACAAUUCGUUAAAAAAUACAUCACCCAUUGUAUAGUGUGCCUCUCACAUAAAAAAGUACCCCGAGCUAAUCAUCAGCCAAUCCAAUCAUGGACUAAACCUGAAUCCCCCUUUUCUAGUGUUCACCUUGACGUGCUAGGUCCCUUGGUUGAAUCUAAUGGCUUUAAGUAUAUCCUGAUCCUAGUAGAUUCUUUCUCAAAAUACUGCCUCUUAUACGCACUUUAUAGGCAGGAUACUGAUGAACUAAAAAGGGUGUUUACGAAUGCCAUAUCCCUAUUUGGAACUCCAUCUUUGAUCAUAUCUGAUCAGGGUAGGAUGUUCGAAAGUGCAGGUUUUCAAAAUUGGGUAACUGAAAUGGGGUGUGCUACUCAUUUUAUAACACCAGGGAUGCACCGCGAGAAUGGGCAGGUAGAGCGAUAUUGUCGGACGCUUUUAAAUAUGAUCCGAGUUGAAGUAAAUGUUAAGGGUAAUAAAUGGUCUAAUAUUUUGUGGAAAAUUCAAUUAACACUUAACAUCACUAAGCAGUCCACCACUCGAACUUCGCCGUUACUUCUUUUAACGGGCAUAGAAGGCGCCACUCCUGUACUCCGGUCACUUGUAAGAGAUGUGGCUUUAGAAGAUAGGCAUGCAAAUCGUGAGGCAAUAACUACACUCCGUAGACAGCGAGCUUCUGAAUUGCUUAAAGUUAACCAGCGACAGCAAGACCGCCGUCUAAAUGAACGUCGUAAAGAACCUCGAUCCUAUGCUGUUGGGGAUUUCGUGUUUGUUAGCAAGGCCUCCCAGGCUUCUGGCAAGCUUGACUCAGGCAUGAGGGGUCCAUACAGGAUUGUUCGUGACCUUCCCCAUGAUCGUUACGAAUUGGAGCUUAUGACAGGUUCCUAUGGAAAACGAACACAGGCAGCCGCCGAACAUAUGGUUCGAUGGCGUGGCGAAUGGACACCCGAUGCCUGUGCAGCCUUCUUUGAGAGUGUUGAUGACGAAGUAUCUGACGAUCAUCUGGGCAUGUCAGCGCACCAAGCAAUCAAGGAUGCCACUGACCAGGAUACUGCUGUCCAAGCGGUCAAAGAUACUGCUGUCCAAGCGGUCGAGGAUAUCGCUGGAUUCGCUGGCCAAGCGGUCGAAGAUAAUGCUGAUCAAGCGGUCGAGGACGCCGCUGACCGGUCAGGAGAGGCCGUGUUAUAAAUAAAUGCAGACUAGGGGCUGGACACGCCUCCAUCCGAUGACGUCAUCCCGAGCGACUUGUUUUCGAGUGACCGUUGAGGAGAGGGGGCCCUGACGACGCCUGGCAAAGCCCUUCACUUUUUUGCGACUUUCGAACGUGGUGGACGCUUUAGAACUAUUAGUUAGAUUGUGCAGUUGUUUGUUCUUACUUUGA
Molecule: messenger RNA, 2122 nt
Organism: Aricia agestis (brown argus)
Lineage: Eukaryota; Metazoa; Arthropoda; Insecta; Lepidoptera; Lycaenidae
Exons: 2
Coding region: 1628-1933 (101 amino acids)
Source: RefSeq, a predicted model, not a curated record